AAGCAGUGAUGUCAUCAGAUAAUGCGUAGCAGGCGAAAAUGACGACCCCUCAGACUGCGACUGCUCGAAUUAGUUCAAAGAAACAAACCCUUGAGGAUGCUUAUUCUCCUCCAGCAAACUUUUUAGAAAUCGAUGUUUGUACUCCUCAAACACACGGAAUAGGCAAAAAGCGGUAUACCGACUAUGAAAUGCGUUUACGGACAAAUUUACCAGUAUUUAAGUUAAAAGAAUCCAGUGUUCGGCGUCGGUACAGUGAUUUUGAGUGGCUGAGAAAUGAGCUGGAGCGUGAUAGUAAGAUUGUGGUUCCCCCUCUUCCAGGCAAGGCACUGAAGAGGCAGCUACCGUUCCGUGGUGAUGAUGGUAUAUUUGAAGAGGACUUCAUUGAAGAAAGACGGAAAGGACUCGAGAUAUUUGUCAACAAAGUGGCCGGGCACCCGCUAGCUCAGAAUGAGAAGUGCCUACACAUGUUUCUUCAAGAGCCAGUCAUAGAUAAGAACUAUAUCCCAGGCAAGAUCCGACCAACAUAGAUAGAGUCUGCUGGCUCCUGCAUAUUUGGUGUGUCACAUCCAUCAGACUUUGCACGACUUAACAAUGUGCGCCGGAAGCGAGGACAACAUCUGGAUUGACGAGGGCGCAUGUUUCUGAUUUACAAAUGUCAAGACCAAAUCAUCAUGGAAUAGUUCAUCUUUCCUUAUCAUUUGCUUGGUCAAAAAAUGUAGCUUUCGAUAUUUGUCAACCUGGAUUUGAUGGAAAUGUACUACAGUUAGUGACGUGUCCUGGCAUUAUUGUUUUUUAUUAAAAUUAAUGGAGAGUAAUACGUUUGUGCGACUUGAAAGUCUAUGAAACGAAAGGUGUGACUGUUUUCAAUAUUUUUGUACAUCAAAGUUUUGCCUCCCCUAUAAGAAAUCUUGUUAAGUGAUUCAUAGCAAAGAUGAAUGUGAAUUUUGUUAAUCACAUUGACAAACAUUUGAAUUUAUUUAUUAAGAAAUGGCAAGUCCUUAUUGUUUUCGUGUUGGUUAUCAAUAGUUAUGAUAGAAGAUAUUAAAGAUAUUUCCUUUGGCUGUAUGUACAGGUGAAACAGGCACAAGUAGCUUUGAAAAUACCAUCCCAUAUUUAGCUAUUUUUUCUCAGGUAUUUAUUUAACCCUCAACUGAGUACAUAUAUUAAAAUUGUGUAAAUAAGGAACGUGAAUAAUUUCUCUGGUUUGGUUUCGGACAUCAAAUACAGAUUAAGUUGGUGUUGAUUUGGUUAAGUGCUCAAAUAGGAUGGAAUUGUAUCAGAUUUAAACCAUUACAUCGUGUACAUGGUACUCACAAUUCCAUGUUUUAAGGGUGAUUUCACCGUCAGAAGUUGUAAGUAAUAAACAUUUUAUUGUAAUAUUCAGACAUCUAGUUACACAUUAAACAUUUCAUUGGUGGUGUGUAUCAUGUUUAUACCAUUUAUAUGGAGUAGGUGUAGUUUUUGUUUUGUCUUAUAAAUUUUCAAGUUAAAAGAUUGGUUGUGAUAAUCAGUUCCAAAGAUACACCAGUCUAACAUGCCACAAUUUGGGGGGAACUAUAGGUGUUACUAUCAUACAAAAACAUAUAAGCAUAGACUAUUUAGAAGGGAGAAACAUUUCUUCACAAAAUAAAGAAUCUUUAAAAAUAUAAAUAUGCAAAACUAAGGGGCUGUUAUGCCUGUUUAAAAUAUUGUAACUGUAGGUUAAGUGUACAGUGUAUAGUUAAUUUAGAAGUGAGCUAUUACUAAAAUAUCAACAAUAUUUUACUAAACAUUUUUCUGUAGCUUUAUUACCAGGAUAAGAUUAUUGUAUAUAUGAAAGAAGUCUGUAUAAGUGUGGUUAUUUAACAUUACACACUGAGAUACAUGACUUACUUAUUAGGUUGAAAUGUGAAGUGAGAUUGUAAAAAAUAUUAUAAUAAUUAUUUGUUUAGAUUUUUUAAAUCUGAAAAUUAAAUAGUACAGGAAUCUUCAUUGUUUAAAAUCACUAAUUUUCCAAGUAUUUUCAUUGUUGCCAAAUCUCAUCAAGUCAGUGUCUGUAAUCUCUAACAUUCUUGAGUCACACCUGCACAAGCCUUUACAAUAUUUUAGGUUUUAAAUUUAGAAUCAGCCAUCAAAAGUGGAUUAAGAUAUAUUCUGAAAGUGGAAUGUAUUGAACAAAAUGAUUGUUGCAUACACAAUGGAACUGUUUCAUCUUAACCUUGUGCUCCAUAAACAUUGGACAACUAAAGCUGAAAUUUGUCAAGGGUCUAAUAUGAUGUCUGAAAACCAAAUAAUUAUGUUGGUGCAUGAUAAUAAGUGCCAACAGUGUUGAAAUGCCACCAUUAAACGUUACAAGCAAUUGGUGAUCUGCAUAACUUAAAACGAAGCAGGCGUGUCUCAGUGUAACAACCCUCAAUGGGAUUCCACCUGUGUAUGAUAUCCUAAAACCAAUACCCCGGACAAGGACUGUAUGCCUUCCAGGAUUUCUCUCCGAGGGUAUUAUUGACUUUUAUUACUCAACUUUCCAAUAAAUGAAGCAAGUGUUUGUGCUUAACAUUCACCUGGUCAACUUUUAGUUAAUCAAAAGGGGGUGACUUUAAGAUUACUCCUUCAUGUACUGGACAAAUGUAGAUAUAUGUGUAAUGUAUGCUGGUAACCAUGGAUACCAACCCAGUUGACAUCUUGAUGGUGAUUGGUCGUUGUACAUAACUAUGAUAGGCUACCAGCAAGUUAAUGUAAUUGUAAAUGUAUAUGUAUUCAUUGUUUUACCCUAACAUGGCUUUGUCUCAUCACUAUCAAAUAUCAUUUGAUAACGUAAUAACAUGGCAAAAUUGUUAUGAUUUAAGGGAUGCAACAAAAGGGAAUUACCAUAUAUUUUAAAGGGGCACCUGUUACUGAGAAAUCUAAUGUUUACAAAUUCUAAAUGUAAUUCAAGAAUGAGGAAAUCUUUCUUUUCCUUUUUAACAAAUUUCAGCUUGUUUUCUUUGGAAUUAGUUGAACUUGAUAUUGCUAUUUGGACCCCAUUCAGCAUAUUCAGUUUUGAUUUUUGAAACUGAUGAGACAAAGCCCUGAAAUGCUUUGUAGAAACAGCAGCUGUUUUCUAUACAAUACUGUAGUGUGCUCUCAGAUAAUUAAGUCUGCUUAUAUUUUAUUUUCAGUGUUUUCAAGAAAUUUUAGUUGUAACUUAAAGCAGCAGAAAUUUGUUUGGAAGUAUUUAAUAAUCUACAUGAAAUUCAAGUACCUAAAUGAAUGUAUUUUUGCAGUUCGAGCAUGUCCAUACUUGUUGGCAAAAAUCCUCCACAGUUACAAAGGAGCUGUACGAGCACAAGCAACGCUCCUGUCAUGUCUUACAUGUGCUGAAUAAAUCAUACAAUGUA
Molecule: messenger RNA, 3356 nt
Organism: Haliotis rufescens (red abalone)
Lineage: Eukaryota; Metazoa; Mollusca; Gastropoda; Lepetellida; Haliotidae
Product: sorting nexin-12-like
Exons: 4
Coding region: 39-527 (162 amino acids)
Biological process (GO): endocytic recycling; late endosome to Golgi transport
Cellular component (GO): early endosome membrane; retromer complex
Molecular function (GO): phosphatidylinositol-3-phosphate binding
Source: RefSeq, a predicted model, not a curated record